This is a messenger RNA of Rhineura floridana, 2569 nucleotides long. It is a transcript of the gene SAMD7, whose product is annotated as sterile alpha motif domain containing 7. Gene Ontology annotation, molecular function: protein binding. Lineage: Eukaryota; Metazoa; Chordata; Lepidosauria; Squamata; Rhineuridae. The record is from RefSeq and is a predicted model, not a curated record.
AGGUUUAUCAGCUCAGUGGGUUGUGCUACUCAUAAGUAAUUAUUUUUUUUACAGCCUGCCUGAGAAAUGGUGUGGGAGAAGGACCUGUGAUGUCAGAGUGGAGAGGGCUUAAAGGCAGGGAUGAAAGCUAAUCAAGAUAAGAUGAGUUUGUAUUUAAAGAAAAGUCAGUGUUAGUUAAGAGUGUUUUUGAUGGACUAAUCUCAAUGUGUCUUAAAAGCUGCAAAGGAAGUGACAGCAUCAGCCUGAAGCAAAGAUCCACAAUGAAGGCACACACCCUUAGAUAUUCAUGCAGUCUUGCCUCAUUUCAAAACGAAGGUCUUGGCAAUUGCUCUCAUACCAGUUUCACUGAUAACUUGUGGAAAAGCCACCUGCCGUCUCUCCAUAGAAUGAUUCCUCGAGAUCACAUGAGAAAAAUGUCAAUCUUUGGAGAACAGGGAAGCUUGGAAGACAAGCAUUUAUACCAGUUAGCAAGUGAAUUACGGCAGCGACAAGAGGUGAUUAUGAGAAACCAGAUGAUGGCAGUAAAUCCACAACUAAUGGGAUCAGGUCAGCAGAGAAUCCAAGCCAUUUCUGCACAGUUUGAACCUUGGUUCAUGGAAAGAGACUUGUUACCUUCAACUGAGAUGUUAACACCAGCUGAUCCCAGGCAGAUUCACAUAGCUUCCCACCUUGGCCCUUCAGUCCCACAACAUGCCAACAUGCCAAACCUAUUAUCCAAUUGUGUUUACCAAGGGCCAGGAUAUAGUUUUCUCCAACCAGAAUCCAUGGAAGCUGUAACCAGAAGGCAGGAAUUGGUUCAGAAACAAAAUAUUGCCAGGAUGGAGAUGGAAAUGAGUGCCAUUUUUCAACAAAAAGAAAUAGAGAAAGCUCAUCACAAAGGAUUGUUGGGACUGGAAGGCCCCUUCCUUUACCACGGCAUCCCAGCUAGCCCAGUUGCUUUCCGAGGGAGGCACAGAGUGCCUGAGGGCCAUCUUCCUAAUGACAUGCAUGUCCAUCAAACUACCCUCGACUAACUUCAUGGCAACACUGUGGUAAUGGCCACCAGCCCCUACCCGCCCGUCAGCACUCUGCAGAGGAAGCGAGGCCGCCGGCCCGGCAGGAGAACUGGGAAUCACAAAACUGCUGAGUGUAAUCUCACUGGUGUCAAGCGCCAUGGCGAGGACAAGAGCAUGGACCCUGCCAGCGCGACUGCCAAAGAAGAGAAAGAGAACAAGAAAGAAGCAGAAGUUGAAAUACUGAGCAAGCAUGAAGUAAGCCAAGUCCAAGCAAAGCCUUCUCCUGCAGCUGCGAAAAAUGACAAAGAAUAUGAACAUGGCUUGAGAAAGCAUUCCGUACGUCCCAAAAUGCCCAGUGAAGGAAACAGCUGCAGUAAUGGAAAUGAGAAAGAUCCCAACAACUCUUGCCCAGCAUUUCACGAAAAGUAUGUGUAUCCAUCAGCAUUCACAUUCUCGGCUCUGCCAUAUGGCUUCUCCGUACCCAGCAACCAACUGCUACCUUCAGCUACUUCCAGCCUGAUUCUGAAUGGAGAAGACAUUUCUGCCAUUGAUGUUCGAAAGUGGACUAUUGAAGACAUAUACACUUUUAUCAUAAGCCUUCCAGGAUGUUCAGAUUAUGCACAGAUAUUUAAAGAUCAUGCUAUUGAUGGAGAAACCUUACCACUACUCACAGAAGCACAUCUUUUGGACACAAUGGGAUUAAAACUUGGACCAGCAUUAAAGAUUCGGUCUCAGGUGUCCCUGCGCCUGGGCAAUAUGUUCUACAUGAUGAAACUUCCUUUGUCCAUGCCUACUCCGUCUGCUGCAGGCAAACCUUCUGAACCUCCCCCAGGUAUGGCUUCUCCUCUUCAUUGCAACAGUACUGGCGAUGCUCUGGCCAGUCCUUGUUCCCAGGAUCCAGAAACUUCAAAAACAGUUGAAGAGAUUGUUGCAGAAGGCAGGGAAAAUACAUCUGAUGUAGCUGGAACUCCUCAGACUGAUUUCCAUAUGAUCAACUAUCAGAAAACUUGAAACUGGUCGUACAUUAGAAUGGGCAGUGUAACAUAGGGCACCAGGGAACAUCUAAAACACAUGUAACAUUUGGAAGCAUGAAGUAAUCUGUGUUCAGUGCAGUUUGGUACAUGCAUUUUUAAAAGGACUGAAAUACAUACAUCAUUUUGUGCUGUUAGUAUAAUAACUGAAAUUUAUGCAUCUGGGCAAUUAGCAAGUGCAAUUUGUUCAGUAAAUAUGAAUACAUUAAGUAAACUAAAUGGUGUGGGCGGAUGGAGAGGCUUACCUGACGUCCUGGCAGGUGAGUUGCUGCUGCUUACUGGGAGAGGAAGAGAGGUGGAGUGCAGAGCCAAUCCAGUGGUCCUAUUAGUGUGUUUGCACUUUCCCUCUCUACCCACAGCCUUGUCCCUCUCACUCCCAAGAAGUAGCAGCAAUUCACCUGCUGGGAGGUCAGGUAAACAUCUCUGCCCUACCAUACCAUCUGCUACUGCCAGUAGUGUUGCUGAACUGCCUCGUGUUCCGUGUGUGUGUGUACAUUAAGGGCAAAAAGGAGCAUUCCAGGGGCAUUUCAAGGGCAGAUCAAU